GAGCUAAAUUUUCGAAACGUGAAAAUUCCAAAAUGUCUGAAGGUCCACCAUCUCCAAAAAAGCUUCGUCUUGACCUGGAAGAGCGAAACAGUUUGAGCAGAGAUGAACUUAUAGAGAAGUUAAGAGAACAAGAUGACUACAUUGCUUACCUUCAAGCUAGACAGAGAGGAAGGUCAUCAGACAAAGAUGAAAGUGAUGACAAAGAUGUAGAUGACAAGCUGAAGCAACAACCCACUGAGUCAUCUCGAAGAGAGAACACACUGGUUUUACGUCUAACCAACAAAGAGCAAGAGUUGCAGGACUGCAUGAAUCAAAUCACCGAGAUGAAGGCAGCGCAAACGCAGAACUCAGCCCAGCUCCGAUCUUUGCUCCUGGACCCAGCAGUCAACCUUGUUUUUCAGCGCAUGGCCAAGGAAAUGGAGGAUUGCAAGGAGAAACUGAAGCAAACACAAAAUGAACUAAGCGCAUGGAAGUUCACACCCGACAGCCAAAUGGGGAAACGGCUGAUGGCCAAGUGUCGCAUGCUACUGCAGGAAAAUGAAGAACUAGGCAAGAUGAUUUCAUCUGGACGCACAGCCAAGCUGGAGUCAGAAAUUGCCCUGCAGAAGACCAUGGUUGCUGAAAUGAAAAACAGUCAGGAUGAGAUGACGGAGUUUGUGGGCGAGCUGGAGGAGGAUGUGGAGGGCAUGCAGAGUAUGAUCUACGUGCUACAGCAGCAGCUGAAAGAAACCAAAGAGCAGCUGGCAAACCUGGAAGCUGAAAAUGCCCGCUUGAGGACACUGAUAGCCUCCACCACGCAGCCAGAGCCUGGGGGGUGUGGGGGUGGGGGUGGCAGUAGACUAUCAGACAGCAGCGGUGUAGGCAGCAACAACAGCAGUGGCAACUGCGGCAGCAGCAGGUGUGUUCCAGAGACGAGAUUGUCCCGAGAGACUCCUGGUGAAACUGGGGCUCCACCAGCAACAGGCAAGCAGCAAACCACCAUAAUCUCUGUGGACAGCAGCAACAAGGUGCAGGCAACAGAUGUGCACAGCUCACAGAGCUGUUCAGACUCUUCACAGACUGCAGCUGAUGGACUGGGCAAAUGGACUACAAGUAAUGGGGAAGACCUAGAAAAAAGCCUUAAAGCAAAUGGAAGGACUUCAGACGUGAUGGAAAACAGCCGACACCAGUGUGCACUGACCGCGACAGAGACGCCAGAACUUCGGACAGACCAGGCUUGUGAGGUGGCCCAGAGCAUGCCUGUGACAAAACUGCGUAGUGAUCGUAGUUUGGACAGCGUUGGCAAGAGUGAGGCCGACUCCAGACUGACAGAAGACAGCCUAGACCAGAAACCGUGCAUUCAAGACCUGAAGCCUGUUAGAAAUGGAGGGCUUGACGUUGUUGAUGCGAAGGAGUGUGAAGAGGUUUAAGACAGUUUAUAGCCAGUAAGAUCCUGGCUUCUUGUGAUGUUAUGAUAAUCAUUUUUCCUGGAAAUAUCCUUAAAUUCCUCUCCCUCCCUCUGUCAGCAGCUAUGACAGGUAAGGGUGUUAUGGUAACAUGAAUCUGUGAUGCUGUUGCUCUUUAAGAGUGAACACAUUUUUUUAAGCAGUAAAUAGAAUUUACUUACUGGCAUUAUGGAAUUUGUUUAUUGGCCACAAGAAAUUCUAACACUUUUAUCUUUUUUUGGUGUGUGUUCAUAUAUGUGUGCACAAUGUGCAUGUUUAUUUUCCAAUUAAUCUCUUAUCUUUCCAGAAACCGUGUCUGUAUGUUGCAUGCACCUAUGUGCAUGAGUCAUUACAUAGAGUGCAUUGUCCUUUAACUGGUGCUUUUUUCAGUAAGCUUUGAUUUUCUUAUGCAGAAAUAGUUUUCAGUUCAAGAAAUCAUGAGGGAUUGUGUAUCCAUUUCUUUGCACAUACAGGCACAUGAACAUGGAUCUCACUUUCACUUGCUCCAUUUAACCAGAAGCCAAAUUUAGUCAGAAGUUCUGAAGCUUUGACUGUUGAGCAGCCGAUUAAUCUUGCUUGCUUUUUAGAAAUCCUGCAGUGUAAUGGCAUUUUUAAUAAAGCUUACACUUACUUUAACUAGUGCAAAGUCAUCAAGAUAAGUAAAUUGCUCCUGAUUCUUAGCUUGAUUUACCAGAUGUUAAUAACUUUAUCAGUAAGAAAGUUUCAAUUAAUAGGGCUUUUGUGAAAAUUGUAUUAAAUUAUGUUAGAUGUAGUCAUGCUGCGUACAACGACCAUGCGGACAUUGCGGGAGUGCAUUAAUGUCCACUUAAAGUACAUGUGCCACAGAGUGUUGCUAGUUUGUCUUCUGUUCGUAGCAAGCUAGGUUUCUUUCUCACCUUCGCCUCCCUUCAUUUGCUUCGUUUGUGUUCCUAUUUAUAGAAAGCUGAAAUCGUAUUCUCUUGCUGUAACUCUUCAAGUAUACUUGUUGCAAAUCUAGUGUAUUAAUAAAAAAACGAGAAGCCCAUAACAAUAGAUGAAUUCGUAAGAUUUGGACAGCUUAUUAGAUGAGCUAAGUGAGCACGCCAGGCCAUGCUUGGAUAAGGUUGGAUAACUGCCUCGUGCUGCAUUUUCAUCCUAGUCCUCUUGUCCUCAACAUUUUUGGAACACCCGAAUGCUUGCAUGCUUUUGGCUGGAACAGGGACACCCUACAGCUGUGUGCUAGCAGCGUCUGCAUCCCCUCUGCCCGGAAGUGAGGCGUUGUGAGGAGCCGGCAGCAGAAGCCGGCGAGUCUCACUUUAAUGGCGGCCUCCUGCUGGGCUGAGACAAAGCACAGAAUUACCAACCGCUGGUUGGCGCCCCCAGUCAUCCAUCUAGGGUCACUAGACAGCUAGUGCUAGAGGGCAUGAGUAGCUUGCUGGUUUACCGUCUGUAGAGAUGACAGUAUGAUUGUAAUGUUGUUUUUAUUAUCGCAAUGGUUUCUUUUUGUCGCGUCGAUUGGCUGGAUCCGUUGGCGGCAAUGGCGACGACCCGCUAGCUCCCGGAUCACAUGAGGCGAGUCGGAGGCGACAGCCUUACUGUUAUCUCGCAGGGCCGACACCCUGACUGAUUCUUCCAGCCAUCACCCUGACAUCCAAAGUGUCCGUGAUGCCUGGGGAUUUGCCCGUUUUGGAAAGAAAUUUUCAGAAAGAGUUUAAUGUGUGGGAGGAAAAAAAAUGUGGCGAAGACCAUUUUGAGAAAUGCACAAAACGAGGAAUCUAUAAACUUGUUUGCUUAAUGCGUGUUUUUCUUAGAUGUAUCUGUGCGUGUUGUGUUUUGUAAGUAGUAGCUACGUCGUAUGUGAACCUAGUAUCGCGAGUCAUCACCGUGGACCACAGCGAAAGCAUCAGUCGUAAUGGCACAUCCUCCAUGUUCUCUAACCCACCCUGCCAUUCCAUCUGUGAGCUGACAACACCCAGUGAGCUCAGUGAGCAGAGCGUGUUGCGGCAUCUUUGUCAUCGUUCAUCCGUGUCCUGUCCACUUUCUACCGAGUCCACUCCACCCGUUUGUUACUGUUAACGUCUCCUGUAACGGGAGAGCGGACUCUCACCCCCCAACCUCCCAGUUAACCCACCCAUCGACGACACAGGCAGGCUUAAAGCCUGGCCUGAUUAUUUUAAUUAUGUCAAUAUUGUGUUAACCGUUGGAUUUUUUUUCCAAGCGCACAGAUUCAUGUUACCAUUUGGGCUAAUGUUAGGGCCUUUCUAGGAAUCAGUAUUGAUAAUUAAAAAAAAAAAAGCCAAUGAAACGAAAGUAAAAAGAGGGAUUGGGAGCAGUUGAGAGGUGCAGCCAGCAGUUAAUUAAAAUACAGGUCGCGCAGGUGGUGUUUCGGUUGAGUUUCAUCUUUAGUUUUGCACAUAUUGAAUAAAUUUAACAUCAUUUGAAACUGGAAACCUGCCAUUUUGAUUUUGAAACCUUGUUAAAACUAUAAAAAAAAGUUUUGUUUUUACUGAUCAGCUGUAUGAAUUUUUAUAUGUAAGGUAAAUAAAAAAUGGAAGACAUUUUA
Molecule: messenger RNA, 3966 nt
Organism: Pomacea canaliculata
Lineage: Eukaryota; Metazoa; Mollusca; Gastropoda; Architaenioglossa; Ampullariidae
Product: pre-mRNA-splicing regulator WTAP-like
Exons: 8
Coding region: 33-1409 (458 amino acids)
Biological process (GO): regulation of alternative mRNA splicing, via spliceosome
Cellular component (GO): nucleus
Source: RefSeq, a predicted model, not a curated record